UCACUCGUAGUUUCGAUCGGUAAGUUGAGAAACAUGCUCCUCCUAAGGAGUGGAAAAAUAGUGUCAUCUCCGUGAUUGGAAUUCAGGAUUGAUUGUUUAUAACCAAGUUGCAAAUAAUGAGACGAUGGAACAGAAAAUAUUGUUGCCUUUAGCGAUAUGGGCAAUUAUAGGCUCUAAUUUUUACGACAAUGUGACUGCUGACAAGUUUGAAGAAUUUCAAGAGCACACACAAGAAGUAAUAGUAAACUGUGUUCACGACGUAGCCCCACGCUUUGGCAAAAAGAUUUGUGAUUGUGGAUAUCUGAAUGAGGACUACAUUGCACCCAAAUUUGAAGGAAGUACGACGGAAAUCGAAAUAGCCAAUUGUAAAUCACUGCGAGUUCGACGGGACACCUUCACGGGUUUAUUUCAGUUAACAUUGCUAACCAUUAUCAAUGUGGAAAACCUUGUACUAGAACCACACUCGUUAGAUUUUGCUAAUAAUAAUCCGUUUGCUUUAUUGAAAAUAUAUUUGACAAAUACCCUUAUAGAAGAAGUCCCAUCACACGUGAUACGGGGACAUAUUGGAGAAGUGACGUUUACCAGAUGUCGUGUUGGAACUUUCCGUCCUUACAGUAUAACGAGCAUCAGUGAACAGUUGGAAAGUUUAAAAAUAGUGGAAAGUUUUGUUAAUAAAAUUGAACGUCACGCUUUCAAACGGUUUGAUGUGAAUCUACUAAUCAUAGAAGGAAGUGAAUUCGUUGCUCCAAUUCAGUUUCAAAGCUUAUAUGAAAUUGAUGUCCUGGGCCGGUUUGUCUUAAGUAAUAGUUCAUUAAAUUAUCUAUUACCAGGCGCGUUUACAAUGAAAAACGUCACUAACUUUGUUAUUACGAAUAGUAGAUUUGAACAGCUAUCCGGAGAUGCCUUCAUAAUGCAGAUUCGCAACAGCGUUCGUAUGGUAGAAAACUAUUUCAAUAGAAUAGACUAUGCAGCGUUCAGAGGAAUAACACUUGAUAGUUCCUAUUUCAGUAGACAUUCUGAAAAACCAUUCUUAUUGUUUCACAACAACAGACUAGGGCACCUAGAAGACGCGAGUUCGCUACAAUUUUCGAACGACUUCAAUACUCAACUGCGUGGAAUCCAUAUUCAACAAAGCAUAAACUGUAAGGAAACUACCUUUCUGAAGUCCAGCCUGUUGUCGUAUCAUUCAGACGAAAUCUUUUUUGUGUCAUCAGAAAAUCAAUUUCAAUCCCUUCACGACAUUCACAGCAAACAAUGUUCUGAGGACAAUUUUUGGAUGUACUUAAUAAUAGGCGUUAUCGUUACCUCGGUUGUGCUGGUGACGAUAGUUUUACUGAUAUCAUGGUAUUGCGUAGCACAGAAACGAAAACAUCAAAAACUGAAUAUAGUAAUGCCAGAACCACGUACAUACCGCGAAACUCAAAUAGUUAUGCAAAUUGAAAAUCAUGGACUAUUGAAAACAGAUCUGUAAAAUGCUAGUGAGACUACAUUCUACGCAAUUUUCUAAAGAAUUUUCUACAGAAUUUAUUUCUCGUGGCCUGCUUGUAACAAGGAUCCACAUUAAGGACACGUUUCAAUUCCAUUUGGUUAAUUUUUCCAUAUUCACUAUUACUUUCAGCCUUUGGUUUUCAAUGUUGAGUCACAACUGCAACAGUUAUUUGGCAAUAAUAUCGACGUCGAAACGGAUCGUUGCUAUUUUUCCAUAUUUGUGUAGGAUUGAAGUACUGGUUCCUAAUCCGGAUGGCGCCAUUUCAAGACCAAAGCUCUUUUCAAUACGAUUUUCCACUUCCGGGAAAUUUUCAACGGGCGAGGACGUUGUAUCGGGUUAAUGCGGUGAAAAUUUGAGUAUUUCGCGAGAAAGAAAGAAUUUUCAUUCGUACUUUAGCGACUCGACGUAGCCACAUAGUGGGAUUUUCGCAUGUAGUCCAGUGGAAAGAAAGUCCAUCGAACUAUAAACGAAAAUUAACUGGCAAUAUAGCCUAAGUUGCUGUGCCAUCAAUCGGUGCCAUCUCAAGUGAGGUGACGCCAACCAGAAAGAAGAAGAGUAAUACAAUUUUCGUUUUUCUAAUUGUUCGUAAAGUGUAAUAAAAACUCCCAUAAUCGUAACCUAUUUUCAAACGGAUACUAUGAUGACGUUAAUGAAAUUUUCUGUAAUUAGAGUUUUCAGAGCAGCCUUUCGAAAGAGAGAUUUAAAAUUCCCGGUGCAAUAGUAUUUCAAUGACAUGGAGUGGUUUUGUAAAU
Molecule: messenger RNA, 2241 nt
Organism: Malaya genurostris
Lineage: Eukaryota; Metazoa; Arthropoda; Insecta; Diptera; Culicidae
Exons: 5
Coding region: 125-1471 (448 amino acids)
Source: RefSeq, a predicted model, not a curated record